AUGGUCACUAUACCAGUAGCAACAAAUUCGGUAGCUCAUAUUUUCACAGAUAAUAAUACUAAGUCUGGUUCCAAUGAUGGAAAUACUACUGAAGCUAAAAAACGUCUUACAUUUCCAUUGGAUAGAAGCCAUCGCCUUAGUACAUCACUGGAGCAGAGAUUUAGUUUCGUAGCUGCAGGAGCAGGAAACUUGGAGCAUCAGAUUAGUGUGGUCGCUGAGCAAACUCGAGAAAAAGCUAAAAUACUACAAAGAAAUUUAAUUCAUCCAAUAAAAUAUGAAGAAGAAAAUAUUACAUGGCCAGAAACGACAGGAGCUAAAAUUGAUGGACAUACACAUGCAAUGCUUUCUAGAGUCGAUUUGCAUAUUAAUUCAGCGUUAUCAAUAUUUAUCUUAUGGCUUGCUGCACUUGCUGUAGGAUCAUUAUUCACAUUAUGUCAUUUACCAAAUAUUAUCGGCGUGUUGCUAACAGGAAUAGCUUUUAAAAAUAUCCCCUUUAUGAAUGAUAUACUGUACAUAGAUGGAAUGUGGAGUGCAUUAUUUCGGAAAGCAGCACUAACAAUAAUUCUUAUGCGUGCUGGUAUGGGACUUGAUCCGGUGGCUCUUAGAAAAACAAAAACAACAGUUUUUCGAUUAGGUAUAAUAUCAACCCUUUGUGAAGGUGGUGCUAUAAUAUUUGCAGCUCAUUUCAUAUUUGGAGUUGGUCUUGAGAUAUCUAUAUUAUUUGGGACAAUUCUAUCAGCUACUGGUCCAGCAGUGACUAUACCAGCAAUUUUGGAUUUGAUGAAGAAAGGAUAUGGCUCAAAAUCUGGUCUACCCACUGCUAUUCUUGCUUCUUGUGCUGCCGAUAACAUGACUUGUAUUGCUGCAUAUACAGUUGCAGCUUCGUUGAUUUUUACGACUGUAAAAUUAACGUAUGAAAUUGCGAUGACUUUCACCACAAUCGUGAUAAGUAUAGUUGCUGGCUUUAUUGGAGGUCGUAUGCUGUGGGUAUUUCCUCAUGAAGGUUCACAUCAUCGGCACUUCAUUCGUGGUACUCUUUUACUAAGUGUGUGCUUGGCAUUGAAUUUUGGAACAUUGGCCAUUGGUAGUCCAAGUUGUGGAGUAAUAUCAACAGUAGUACUAAACAUGAUUGCAACCAUUAAAUGGAAACAGUCAAAUGUAAAGUACAAAGAAGCAGAAACUUUGGCGUUAAUGUGGAAUUUCUUUGCUAUGCAAAUCAUGUUUGGUUUGAUUGGUUUUGAAUUUGACAUCAAAAAUAUGAAACUUCAAAUUGUGCUCAAAGCAAUAAGCAUAAUUGCUAUAGGCCAAGUAGCUCGAAUACUUUGCAGUUUUUUCUUAUCAUUUCGAUGUGAUUGGCAAGUUGCAGAACACUUUUUUAUCACAUUUUCUUUCGUACCGAAAGCAACACUACAAGCAGCAUUAGCGCCUCAAGUUGAAGACAGAAGUAAAGGUUCAGCAAUGUACCACGAUGCUGUUCUGCUUAGGACUGCUUGUGUUUUGGCUAUAUUUUUCCUUGCUCCUAUAGGUUCAAUUUUGCUAAUGUCCUUAUUUUGA
Molecule: messenger RNA, 1554 nt
Organism: Thelazia callipaeda (thelaziosis nematode)
Lineage: Eukaryota; Metazoa; Nematoda; Chromadorea; Rhabditida; Thelaziidae
Source: the annotation of a GenBank genome assembly